Messenger RNA from Cornus florida, 992 nucleotides. RefSeq lists its product as uncharacterized. Lineage: Eukaryota; Viridiplantae; Streptophyta; Magnoliopsida; Cornales; Cornaceae. The transcript has 6 exons. Bases 276 to 683 code for a protein of 135 amino acids. The record is from RefSeq and is a predicted model, not a curated record.
UAUAUGUGUGUGCGUAAUAUAACAGGCACGAUCCCCUCUUCUGCACCAACCCUCCCGCCUCUGAUCUGAAGCGAAGCAAAGGAUAAGCUUCAAAGUUUCAUUUCUCAGUUUUUACAAUUCAGAGGCAAGUUCUCCUUCUAUGCAGAAAUGUGGCAAAUCAAUAAAAGGUGAUGAUGACUUUUUGUUUGCGCUUUUCGGACUUUUUUUCGAGGUAGUUUGGACUCUCUACAGAAUUGAGGCCCUCAACCUAUUGAAAUACAUCAGCUGAACUACACAUGGACCAGAACGCUACUAUUGAGGAGGGAGAGGGUUUGAGAAGUGGCCUUUCCGAAAAGCAUCUUGAUCUGUUGAGGCCUUCGGCUCGACAUUAUUCAAUGUUUAAAGGACAAGGAGUGGAUGCUAAAGACCUUGAAAAAGGCAAGUAUGCCGUCAUCAGAGACACAGAGGACUCCCAAUUAGGGAUAUAUGACAAACCUCUUCCUUGCUUUGGUUGUGGGAUUGGAUGGUUUUCUUUUCUACUAGGGUUUUUGUUCCCCUUGAUGUGGUACUAUAGCACAAUUUUGUACUUUGGAAACUACUACCGCAGAGACCCCAGGGAGCGAGCAGGCCUUGCUGCUUCUGCAAUUGCUGCAAUGGCAUGUUCCGUUGUGUUGUUGAUCGUAGCAGCAAUUCUUCUAUUCUAAACCUUGGUCAUCCAAUUCCAUGCACUCCCAAGACUUCUGUGAGCAUCCAAGGAAUUUGAAAGGGCUCUUGUUCAUGGAGAUACGAAAUUUUACUGCAAAAUCAAAGAUAAAAAAGAUGUCUCAGUGCUUGGCCAAUCCAAGGUGUUUUACUACAAACUAAAUAUGAUGAAAAAUCACUCCCCUUUCCCAAUGUUAACCAUAUAGACAUGAAAAUAUAAGAUUUUUUUUUUUUUUUUUUUUUUUUGGCACUACAAUUGUACACAAAUUACUUUCAGCAGAACCUAAUGGAUCACAGGAAAAUUUUAUGGC